AUGAUGGCAAGCUUCAUCAGCAUGUCAUCCUUAACUUUCCAUAUCCCAUUCCAUGGAACCCCUCCUCUCUCUCCUCCACCUUCUCUAUGUGCUACUCCGUUUCUUCCCCUGCUUAAGAAGAGACGUGGGGUGCGCGAAUUUAAGCUGCUUAGAGUGAAUUGUUUAUCGGAUCAGAGUGAAGAUGCCGCCGAGUCCAAACUCGAAACUCCAUCGCCUUCUAUGAUUAGAGAUGAUUACCCGGAAAAUACAGCAUUCAAGUGGUGUGCAGCUCUUGGAGGCCUUGGAUUUUUGGAGACUUCCUACUUGACCUACCUCAAGUUCACAAAUUCUGAAGCCUUCUGUCCUGUCGGGGGCACUACUUGCACAACCAUCCUCAACAGUGAUUUCUCCGCAGUUUUCGGUGUUCCUCUUCCAUUGAUAGGUAUGCUGGCAUAUGGAUUGGUUGCAACCCUCAGCCUACAAUUAGGUGCAAAGGGCAGGCUUUUAAACAUUGAAAGAAGCAAUGCUCUGAUGGUUUUAAGUGGGACAACUACCGCCAUGGGCGUUGCAAGUGCAUAUUUUUUGUAUAUUCUGAGCACGAAAUUUGCAGGAGAAUCGUGUUUAUAUUGCUUGUCAUCAAUAGCAUUAUCUUUCAGCUUGUUCUUCAUCACCUUAAAGAGUUUGGGGUCUCAGGAGAUUCAGAAAACAGUGGGUUUACAGUUCUGCAUUGCUAGUUUGGUGGUUUUUGCUUUAAGCAGAUCAUACAAUGCUGCCGAACCUAUAUCCACAAGGUUGAGUGAGACUGAAAUACCAUAUUUUGCAACCGAGGUCAAAACAAAAUCAAGUCCUUUGUCUCUUUCUCUUGCAAGACAUCUACAUUCAAUUGGAGCAAAACUAUACGGGGCUUUCUGGUGUUCACAUUGUUUUGAACAGAAAGAGAUGUUUGGGCGUGAAGCAGCAAAAUUAUUGGACUAUGUUGAAUGCUUCCCCGAUGGAGUAAAAGAAGGAACUAAAAUGGCCGAGGCUUGUACAGAAGUUAAAAUUGAAGGAUUCCCAACAUGGGUGAUAAAUGGUCAGGUUUUGAGUGGAGAGAAGGACUUCUCUGAACUUGCUCAAUUAUCUGGAACCAAACUCGAAGAUAUAAGUCAAUCCAAGUAA
Molecule: messenger RNA, 1137 nt
Organism: Fraxinus pennsylvanica
Lineage: Eukaryota; Viridiplantae; Streptophyta; Magnoliopsida; Lamiales; Oleaceae
Source: the annotation of a GenBank genome assembly